This is a messenger RNA of Spodoptera littoralis (African cotton leafworm), 1094 nucleotides long. Lineage: Eukaryota; Metazoa; Arthropoda; Insecta; Lepidoptera; Noctuidae. The record is from the annotation of a GenBank genome assembly.
GUGUCCUAUCUGUCAAAUAAACAGCAACGUCAAUCAAACAACAUUUCAAAAACGCCUAUUGCAGUGGUUUUCUAUGCCACCGCUGCAUAUUUUUAAGAAGAAAGUUAACUAAAAUAUAGCUCUAAAAUGUAUUCUGUGUUAACAAGAGGAAACGCAAUACUUACGUACACGUUAAGUGUAUUAGCAUGUCUAACCUUUCUGUGCUUUUUAUCCACAUUAACCGUGGAUUACAGGACUGCUGCACAAAUGAACACAGUAAAAGUAGUCGUUAAGAACGUGCCAGACUAUGGAGCAUCAAGGGAAAGAAAUGAUCUUGGUUUCCUCACUUUCGAUCUCAAGACGGAUCUCUCUCACCUGUUCAACUGGAACGUGAAGCAGUUGUUCCUCUACCUUACGGCUGAGUACAUCACACCAAACAAUGAAUUAAACCAGGUUGUUCUAUGGGACAAAAUUAUUCUCAGAGGGGAAAAUGCUAUCUUAGAUUUCAAGAACAUGAACACGAAGUACUACUUCUGGGAUGACGGCAAUGGUUUGAAGGGUCACAGCAACGUUACUCUAACUCUAUCGUGGAACAUCAUACCCAACGCAGGUCUGCUGCCCAACAUCCAGGCUCUCGGUCAACACUCCUUCAAGUUCCCCACAGAUUAUACUCAAACAAGAGUAUGAUCCAUAAGUUACAUUUGAAUAUUGCAGUUUGCAUAGCUGGGGGUUCAGAUAGAGUUGUGUAAUAAUAAGAUUGUCUAAUAUACUGCUUUGUCACAUCUGUGGGUUUUAUUUAUUACUUUCUUAUUAACAUUGUACAUAUUGAAACUUUAUAAUAACAACUUGUAGAAAAUCUAGAUUAACUGUGUGACCAUGACUUAAUUUUUGCCUAAUUAAAUAUUGUAUCUGUGGGAUGGACAAAAGUGAACAGUGAAGUGAACUCAGCCAGGAUUGUAACAUAAUAAAAUAUAAAAAGUGCUAAUUUAAAGAAAUAGUAGUUGUUAAUCAAUUUCCAAAAUAUGUGUAGCAUUACAUGAAUAGUUAUGGUAAAUUUGUGACUUACAUGCUUAACUAUUAAGAUUGAAAAAAAAUUUGUUAAUAAUAAAGUGAUA